CUAGUUUCAGUCUUCACGCGCUCUAGUGGAGUCCUGUUCGCUGCCUGACAGCGGGCUCUUCUUCACCGUUUCCCAGCUUCACGCGUUUCUUUGGUAGAGAUGUGGUUUAUUUAGCGCACUGAUCAGUAAAACACGUUAGUUUUCGCGAUGGGCGGGAAGAAGAAGAAGUCUGCAGCCUCAGCUCUGAACACAAACAGCGCAGAAACUGAACCCGGCGCCAAAAAACAGCCACAGAGAACAAAUACUGACAAAGAAAACAAACCCAGAGCUCCCAAAACAUAUAGUCUUAACAGUAACGCCCAGACUGACUCUGGCAGUGUGUCUGAUAAAUCAGUACUGAAGGUGGUUAUCCGACCAGAACUGGAGAAGAAGGUGAUCAAGUUAAUUAAUGAAUACAGACAAGAACAUGCAGACAAAGGACCGAUAUCUGGGAGACUCACCUCCAAGAAGUUGCUGGAUUUAUACACAGCGCUGCAGACGUUCCAGUUUAAGACGGAGCACAUCGAGGAGGCCAUGAAGAGCAGCACCCUGUACGGAGGAGACCUGCUCUCGGCGCUCGACUGGCUCUGUCUCAACCUCGGAGACGAUGAGCUUCCGGAGGGAUUCAGCCAAAAGAUGCAGGAGGAGAAACAGAAGAGUCGGCCGAAGUUCCAGCCUCCUAAAGAAGACGAGAAACAGACGCUGAGCGAGAAAGAAGCGCCGGAACAGGAAGAGAAACCGAAGGCUAAGACUUCUGUAAAAGAGAGCGGAGACGGCGUGAAGGAGUGGAUCCUGCGCUACGCCGAACACGCUGAAGAUCAGAGCGAGGAAGAAGAAGAAAAUGAAGACCAGCACGCGAGUGCGUCUAACCCAGAGCCGGACCGGGCGUUCGAUCCUAACGAGCGGUACCUGCUGCUGAGCGCUCAGAUGAGCGACGCCAAGGACGCGGCGGCCGAGUCUAAAGCCAAGAGAGACCGAGCUGGACAGAGGACGGCGCAGGACCGCAUCCGGGUCGUCCAGCAAGAAAUGAAGUCUUUGGAGAGUCAUCCGAUGUUUAACCCGGCUCUUAAAGUCAAAGACGCUCCUAAAGAGGACAGGAAGCCGGUGGCUGUCCCCGACGGGAAAGACGAGCUCGACUUCAAGCUCUUUGAACAAACACAGACACCUCCAGCACAAAAAGCUGAGAAGCAGAAGAAAGAGCCCAAAGACAUCCGUGACUUUGACUACACAUCGAGGAGCUGGACGGGCAAGUCUCCCAAACAGUUUCUGAUUGAUUGGUGCAGGAAGAACCUCCCGAAGAGUCCUCCUCCCUCCUUCCAGAAAGCUGCAGUCGGCAGAUACUGGAAAUGCAAAGUUCGUAUCCAGAGGCCUAAUGACGUUCUGGAGGUUUGCCCCACUAUCCUGACCGAAGACGGCAUGCAGGCCCAGCACUUAGGAGCCACGCUGGCUCUGUACAACCUGGUCAAAGGACAGUCUGUGCAUCAGCUCCUGCCGCCCACCUACCGUGACGUGUGGCUCGAGUGGAGAGACGGCGAGCAAAAAGAAGAGGAGCAAACCCGCUCCGCCAUCAACAAACCCCGGGACCAGUUCAUCGCCCGCCUGCUGAGUUGUCUCAAACAGCAGCAGAGCCUCCGCCCGCAGGCCGAGCCGCAGGACCAGCUCCCCGACGCCGAGCCCGAGGACUCCUGGGAGAGCCUGGACACGCAGGAGGAGCCGGAGCCCCAGCGCGGAGCAGGCCUGGAGGCGCAGGAGGCCGCCCGGAAGCUGCUGCUCGCGCUGAGGACCUCGGCUCUGGCCCGCAGGCUGCUGACUGACCGAGAGCGGCUGCCCGUCUUCCAGCUCCGCCCGCAGCUGAUGGAGGCCCUGCGCCGCCACAGAGUUCUGGUGAUCGCCGGAGAGACCGGCAGCGGGAAGAGCACGCAGAUCCCUCAGUUCAUCCUGGAGCAGCUCCUGGCCGGCGGAGAGCCCUGCAGCGUGCUGGUCACUCAGCCCAGGAGGAUCUCAGCCGUGAGUCUGGCCUGCAGGGUGUCGCAGGAGCUGGGGAGCGAGGACGGCCCGGGAGCCAAGAGGUCGCUGUGUGGAUAUCAGAUCCGUAUGGAGAACCGCUCGGGUGAAUCCACACGACUGCUGUACUGCACCACCGGAGUUCUGCUGCGCAAACUACAGCAGGACCGGCUCCUCGGCUCCUUCACGCACAUCAUCGUGGACGAGGUUCACGAGCGGAGCGUCCAGUCAGACUUCCUCCUCACCAUACUAAAAGAAGUGGUCCAGAAGCGCUCGGAUCUGCGCUUGGUCCUGAUGAGCGCCACCGUCGACUGUCAGAAGUUCGCCAACUACUUCAACCGCUGUCCUGUGGUCACCGUUCCCGGCAGGACCUUCCCUGUGGAGGUGUUUCACCUGGAGGAUAUCGUGGAGGAGACGGGUUACGUUCUGGAGCAGGACUCCGAGUACAGCCAGAGGUUUGUGGAGGAGGAGGAGGAGGUCAGCAUCAGCGUCACACAGAAGGGAGGAAAGACUCUUCAGCACCAGGAGCUGAUAGCGAGGGACUCGGGCUCAGGCUGGGAUCUGGGUCCAGAGCUGGAUCACUUCAGCAGCCGGACGAGACGUGUCCUGCAGUACAUGAACCCCAAUAAGAUAAACAUGGAUCUGAUAUUAGACCUGCUGGAAUACCUGGAUAAAUCUCCUCAGUUUCGUGAUGUGGACGGUGCAGUUCUGAUCUUCCUCCCAGGCCUGGCUCAUAUUCAACAGCUGUAUGAUCUACUGACCAGCGACAAGAGGUUCGGCUCCAGGGACAGAUACAAGCUGAUCGCCCUCCACUCCACGCUGUCCUCUCAGGACCAGUCUUCGGCCUUCACGGUGCCCCCUGCUGGAGUCAGGAAGAUCGUUCUGUCCACAAACAUCGCUGAGACGGGCGUCACUAUUCCUGACGUGGUCUUUGUGAUCGACACCGGAAAGACUAAAGAGAAUCGGUAUCACGAGAGCAGUCAGAUGAGUUCUCUGGUGGAGACGUUUGUGAGUAAAGCCAGCGCUCUGCAGAGGCAGGGGAGAGCGGGACGGGUUCGACCGGGCUUCUGCUUCCGGCUUUAUCCCAAAUUCAGGUUUGACAGCUUCAAUGAUUACUCCAUUCCUGAGAUUCUCAGAGUGCCUUUGGAGGAGCUUUGCCUUCAUAUUAUGAAGUGUGAUUAUGGCUCUCCAGAGGACUUCCUGUGUCGAGCUCUCGAUGCUCCUCAGCAGCAGGCUGUGUGUAACGCUGUGGGUCUGCUGAGGAAGAUCGGUGCGUGUCAUCAUGACAGCCACACCCUCACACCGCUCGGACAUCACUUAGCUGCUCUUCCUGUCAACGUCAAGAUCGGCAAAAUGCUCAUCUUUGGCGCUAUCUUCGGCUGCCUGGAACCCAUAGCCACCAUCGCAGCGGCCAUGUCUGAGAAGUCUCCGUUCGUCACCCCUAUGAGCAGAAAGGAGGAGGCCGAUCUGGCUAAAUCUGCUCUAGCAGUCGCAAACUCUGAUCACGUGACCAUCUACCGCGCUUACCUCGGGUGGAGGAGCUCUCGGAGCGAGGGGACGCGUGCGGAGACGGCCUACUGCCGGAGACACUUCCUGAGCCGCACUGCCCUCAUGACCCUGGAGGAUGUGAAGCAGGAGCUGAUGAGGAUGGUGGAGCAGGCUGGGUUCGUCUCCUCGAGGCGCGGCGCUGAAGCCAAGGCCCUGCGCUCUCCCUCCGAGCAGGACGUGUCCGUUCUCAAGGCGGUGCUGACGGCGGGUCUGUACGACAGCGUGGGUCGUGUCCUGAGCUCUCCCUCGCUGGACGUCCAGGAGCGGGUGGUGUGUGUGGUCGAGACGGCUCAGGGAAAAGCCCAGGUUCACCCCUCGUCCGUCAACCGCUUCCUGCAGACCCACGGCUGGCUGCUCUUCCAGGAGAAGGUGAAAUACACCAAGGUGUUCCUAAGAGACACUACGCUGAUCUCUCCGUUAUCAAUGCUGCUGUUCGGAGGAGAUAUCGACGUGCAGCACAGGGAGAGACUCAUCUCUCUGGACGGAUGGAUCUACUUCCAGGCUCCAGUCAGAAUCGGCGUGAUCUUCAAACACCUUCGUAAACUGAUCGACUCCCUCCUGGAGAGGAAAUUGGCCAACCCCAAAAUGAACUUGGAAGACGAGAAAACCAUUCAAAUCAUUACAGAACUGAUCAAGUCAGAAAACACGCUCUGAGGAAGUGGCUGCUGGUUUUACUGAAAGGGUGGCAAACCUCACUGAGGCGAGAAAAUGUAAAUUAUAUUGCCAAACCAGAAUAAAAUUAUUUUAAGAACAAA
Puntigrus tetrazona (Sumatra barb) is the source of this 4286-nucleotide messenger RNA. RefSeq names its product DEAH (Asp-Glu-Ala-His) box polypeptide 29 (gene dhx29). Gene Ontology annotation, cellular component: intracellular anatomical structure. Gene Ontology annotation, molecular function: RNA binding; ATP binding; RNA helicase activity. Lineage: Eukaryota; Metazoa; Chordata; Actinopteri; Cypriniformes; Cyprinidae. The record is from RefSeq and is a predicted model, not a curated record. Gene Ontology annotation, biological process: translational initiation. The coding region runs from base 148 to 4185 and encodes 1345 amino acids. The transcript is spliced from 27 exons.